Messenger RNA from Chaetomium globosum CBS 148.51, 306 nucleotides. RefSeq lists its product as uncharacterized. The transcript has a single exon. The coding region runs from base 1 to 306 and encodes 101 amino acids. NCBI's taxonomy places the organism in Eukaryota, Fungi, Ascomycota, Sordariomycetes, Sordariales, Chaetomiaceae. The record is from RefSeq and is a predicted model, not a curated record.
AUGGCCUGGCGCGCGGCGUGCAUGAACAGGCUGUACAUGGCGGUGUUGGCGGCGGCGCCGACGGUCUGGUCGAGGAGGGUCUUGGCCGCCGUGUUGCGCUUGUUGAGGCGCGGCUCGACGAGGGCCUUGGGGCCGCCCUUUGCGGCGUCCAGCUUGGCGUCCGGGUCGGAGGCGGCGGACACGGCCGCGGUGGUGGGGGCGAGGUGGUACGCGGGGAAGGUGCUUUCGAGGAAGUCUUGCCAGAAGGAAGUUGCGGAGGCGUGGAAGAGCAGGGAGAAGAGGGCGUAUUGGAAGACGGGGAUGUAA